AUUCCUAUUCCUUUCACUUUUCACCUUUCACCUCUUCCUUUAUUAUUAUAUUCCACUUUUAUUUAGAGAGAGCAACCCCUCCCCUCGGAUCCUUCUUGAAAAAUCUCCGUUAAUAUUCAUCACAAGACAGCAAGAAUGUCUUCAAGUGGAAGUGGUUAUGGCAAGGAUUUUCCAGGAGAAGGAUCCCGAAGCAACAUUGAUCCCAGAGAAUAUCAUCACCAUUUUCAACUUCAACCACAGCAGAGUCCGGCUAAUACACUUAGCCGGUACGAGUCGCAAAAGAGGAGGGACUGGAACACUUUCGGCCAAUACCUGAAGAACCAAAGGCCAUCAGUUGAGCUUGCACAGUGCAAUUGCAACCAUGUCCUGGACUUCCUAAGGUACCUUGACCAGUUCGGAAAAACAAAAGUUCACAACCAAGGUUGCAUGUUUUAUGGGCAGCCGGAACCCCCGGCGCCCUGCACCUGUCCUCUUAGGCAGGCCUGGGGCUCCCUAGACGCUCUUAUAGGGAGACUCAGGGCUGCCUACGAGGAAAAUGGUGGCUCUCCGGAGACUAAUCCUUUUGCCAGCAGCGCCAUCCGUGUGUACCUCCGGGAGGUUAGGGACUGCCAGGCUAAGGCAAGAGGCAUCCCUUACAAGAAGAAAAAGAAGAACAAUAACAAAGGGAGUGCUGAACAAUCAAGCUCUUCUUCUCCCUCCUCCACUAUCCACUUCUCUUGAACCAACAUGUUUCCAUUAUUGGAUAUAAUAUGUGGCGUAUAAACUUGAUAGGAGCAAAUGUCUUAAAGAAGUUUCCUGUUUUGUUGAUUAUUAUAAUGGUU
Molecule: messenger RNA, 821 nt
Organism: Arachis duranensis
Lineage: Eukaryota; Viridiplantae; Streptophyta; Magnoliopsida; Fabales; Fabaceae
Product: protein LIGHT-DEPENDENT SHORT HYPOCOTYLS 10-like
Exons: 2
Coding region: 136-720 (194 amino acids)
Biological process (GO): response to light stimulus; mRNA transcription
Cellular component (GO): nucleus
Source: RefSeq, a predicted model, not a curated record